AUGUCGCAAUCAGCGCCCGGCGGUGGUCAGCCUCCAGGUGGUGGCUCGGGCGCGAAUUUCGCCAACAUCCGUGACUGUUGCCACUCGCCGCCGACGCUGCAACAGGGCAUCGCCACCCCGCACACGCAGAAGAGUAUGGCUCGUGUACAGGGCAGUGCUUUGGCUGUUGCCACCCCUAAUUCCGCUGCCGCCGCCACGCAAAGCGUCGCUCCCGUCGCCACUGUGGGCCCGUCGGAUUCGAUGGAUUGUAGCGCUGAGGUGCUCUCCGCUUUCGAAUGCCCCGUUUGCCUCGACUAUAUGCUGCCCCCGUACCUUCAGUGCCAGAGCGGGCAUCUCGUCUGCAGCAACUGCCGCCCCAAGCUCCAGUGCUGCCCGACGUGCCGCGGACCCACGCCCAGCAUCCGAAAUCUCGGGCUGGAGAAGAUUGCGAACACGGUCAAGUUUCCGUGCAAGUUCAACACGUCCGGUUGCCUCUUAAUUUUUCACCACGGCGACAAGAUUGACCACGAGGAGGCGUGCGAGUUCAGGCCGUACAGUUGCCCGUGCCCCGGCGCCUCUUGCAAAUGGCAGGGCAGCCUCCCGGACGUGAUGCCCCAUUUGAUGAAGGUGCACAAGAGCAUCACCACGCUCCAGGGCGAAGAUAUCGUUUUCCUGGCCACCGACAUCAACCUGCCCGGCGCCGUCGACUGGGUGAUGAUGCAGAGCUGCUUCGGCUUCCACUUUAUGCUCGUCUUGGAGAAACAGGAAAAAUUCGAGCAGGCCCAGCAAAUCUUCUACGCCGUCGUCCAGCUGAUCGGCGCCAAGAAGGAGGCUGAGAAUUUCACGUACAGGCUCGAGCUGUCGAACCACCGCCGUCGCCUCGUCUGGGAGGCCACGCCGCGCUCGAUCCACGAGGGCGUUGCCCACGCCAUCUCCCAGUCGGAUUGCCUCGCCUUCGACACGCCGACCGCUCAACUUUUUGCUGAAAACGGGAAUCUUGGGAUAAACGUGACGAUCACCCAGGCGAGCGACCAGAUGCGC
Mesorhabditis spiculigera is the source of this 1020-nucleotide messenger RNA. The record is from the annotation of a GenBank genome assembly. Lineage: Eukaryota; Metazoa; Nematoda; Chromadorea; Rhabditida; Rhabditidae.